CGGAAUAGACUGACUAAUCGGCGCGAAAGGUGUUUGAUAAGGAAUAUUGGUUGAUGAAAUUUUGAAAAAGUGAAGCCGAAUUUUAAAAAGUGAAGUCGAAUUUGAAGAUAAAGUAAUACUAAAAAUUGAAGAAAAUAUUCGUGUUUGAAAAUAAAUCAUAUUUACUAAAAUACAGCAACAAAGUGUGUCUUAAGCGUUCCAUCAGUUCAACCAGUGAAGUGGUGAUGUGAAAAAUGGAAAAAAUUCUGCUCCAAGUAAAAUCAUUUUUCAAAGCCUUAUUAUGUUUCUUAAUUGCCUGCUGUCUGUUGCCGAUGGUGAUAUUGUCCUUUGUGUCCACUACAGUGAUGAGUUGGUUAAUUAUGUGCUUAGCAUCAAAUACCCCACACUCACCAUCUCCAAAUCCAAGAAGAUUCGUACUUUUGUCGAUACACCACGCAAUGCGGGAAUAUUUCACUUUCUUCUUCAAAUUAAAGGUCAGUGUGACUUUGAACAAAUAAGACAGUACUAUGCCGACAAUCUGACGGAUGCGCGUGACAAGGCUGGCUACUUGCGCUUUCCUAAAUUGCGCCAAAAAUUGGUGACCUGUUGGGGUCACUAUGCUUGGGUGAAUGAUAAUAGUUCCUUCAAUAUAAACAAUCAUGUUGUGCUCAGUGCACGUACAUAUCGUGGACGUCCAGUGAGCGACAGUAAUAUACAAGAUUUCGUAAGCGAAUUGGCCACCAAGUACAUACCGUCCGACUUGCCACAAUGGCAAGUAAUCGUUAUACCAACAGCAACGACCACGUCCAAUACAACAAACACAGCAGAGACUGAAAACGAAAAUAUGACAGCUGCGACACAAACCAUGGCCGAACACUACUAUGUGCUCGUGAAAGUACAUCAUCUAAUCAUAGCCGAAGAGGAAGAUUUACAUAUUAGCGAAAUCUUAAUGCUGCAGGAGAAUGGACGCAAACCAGUGAUAGAUAUCGAUCAAUACGGCGGUAGACGGAAGUCACAAGCACUAUCCUAUUUUGUGCGUGAACCCGUGCACAUAAGACGUCUGCUCCAACACAUUGCCGCGCAAAUAGUGAAUGCGUGGAAUGCUUUCAUCUAUGAGUUUGAGUCGCUAGAGACACCAGAUGGCUAUAGACCCGUGCAUAUUACGAACGUUACGCAGUUGUUGUCGGUGUUACUGAUCGUCACCGUGAAUGUGUGCAUCGAUUAUUGGCGCACAAUGCAAUUGCGUCAGAAGCUGCAACGGCGCUACAAUGUGCAAAAAGAUAACUAUGGUCGUCUCAGGAUAUUCACGAUGCUGUUGAUGAAGGAGAUCGAGCGACGCAAUCUCUCAUGGCAGUCCGCCUGGAUGUCGAUCUGUACUUCGUGGCAUCCAACGAAUAUUGUGAAGACUUGGACUAAGUUCUUGUGGCGGCUCAACAUCAACAAUACCAUCUUGUUGCCCUACCGCAUCUACUGCGAACUGAUGGCCAUACGUGAGCUCAUAUUCCGGGGACAAACUCAUCUAACGCACACACAUGUGGGACGCAUAUCGAUAUACCUGCCAAUGUUGUUGUAUGCGCAAAUCGAAUUUCUCAAAAUAUGCUAUGAAAUCUUCAAAGCGCCAGUGAAUAUUUACGAAGAACUCUUUGUGAAACCGUCCAAAGAAGCGAAUAUAUUGCAAUUGAAAUCAUAUUCGGGACGUAAAAUCGUUUCAUUCUCCAAAUCCAUCAAUGCCGCUGAAUUGCGUCAACGUCACAACUUUGAUGCGACGACUUGUGAAUCCGACUUCAUACUCGCCUGCCUUGCUGGCGCAUUACGUGAUUACUUCGCUGUGCAUAGCAGUCAGGCGCCAGUGCCACAGGUGCUCAAUACGACGUGUCGUACCAUUGCCAAGGGUUACUUCACGGAGAACACGGGCAAUAAGGCAGAGAACAUUGGUGGUGUGGUUUUUCUACAAUUGCCGUUGCAGGCGCCCAGCCGUGAGCUCGUCCAUAAAGUCCACACUAUUGUGGAAGAUAUACGUCGCAAGCAAAUCAUGAUCUAUUUGGCGUCGCUGGGGCAAACUCGCUUCGAUCUGCUGACCGCUUUGUUGCCACGUGUAUUGACGAAAGUUUGUUUGAAUUUCUUCUCACAUAAUUUUCCCGUUACUAUUACGGAGAUACACGGCGCUACGUCAGAUUUUGAAACACUCUGGGGUCAUGUGGUGGAGGAUGUAUUGCUCUUCAGACCGCCGCAAUCGAAAACUUGUUUAUCUUUGAAUAUUCAUCGCUUUGGAGAUCGAUAUCGUUUGGCGAUAAUGGCCGACACCCAACUGGGUCCAGAUCAUUCUCAAAUAUCUCGUGCAUUUGAAAAUUAUAUUGAAACAUUGCAACUAUGAUGUGGUUCCAAUUUAUUCAUUCAUUUCUGUGAUUAAAUAAUUUUGUAAUAAAAGUCGGUUAACGAAAUUAAAA
Molecule: messenger RNA, 2426 nt
Organism: Bactrocera latifrons
Lineage: Eukaryota; Metazoa; Arthropoda; Insecta; Diptera; Tephritidae
Exons: 6
Coding region: 281-2353 (690 amino acids)
Biological process (GO): triglyceride biosynthetic process
Cellular component (GO): plasma membrane
Molecular function (GO): diacylglycerol O-acyltransferase activity; long-chain-alcohol O-fatty-acyltransferase activity
Source: RefSeq, a predicted model, not a curated record